Molecule: messenger RNA, 3518 nt
Organism: Acipenser ruthenus (sterlet)
Lineage: Eukaryota; Metazoa; Chordata; Actinopteri; Acipenseriformes; Acipenseridae
Product: excitatory amino acid transporter 5-like
Exons: 10
Coding region: 193-2307 (704 amino acids)
Biological process (GO): L-glutamate transmembrane transport
Cellular component (GO): plasma membrane
Molecular function (GO): L-glutamate transmembrane transporter activity; neutral L-amino acid transmembrane transporter activity; glutamate:sodium symporter activity
Source: RefSeq, a predicted model, not a curated record
AAAGCUGCAAUCUCUCGUCCAAUUGUUCAGAGCUCUUUAAUCCGCCUUCAGACCCCUUAAUGUAGUGCCUGCUGAUAGGAUUGGCGGUAUUAACACCGGGGAUAAUAAUGCCAGCUGUCGCAGGCCUCCCAUUGGUGGAAGAGCUGAGGGGGGUGCCAGGGAAGUAGGGGCAGCGGAGAGAGCCUGGAAAGGAUGAUAAUCUCUCAGUCCUGCUCAGUUAGAGGGCUGCUUGGUUGCUUCGUUUUCCUCUCUCUCUGCCCCUCUCGCUGGCUCACGUACAUAUAUGGGGUGUUGAUCUGUCCAGGCUGGGACAUCGCAAUGGCUGUAGCUUUGGAUGCCAUGUGGAUUCGGGUCAAGGACGUGUGCAAAAGGAACGGGCUGCUGAUCCUCUCUGUGCUUUCUGUCAUCAUCGGAUGCCUCCUGGGGUUCUUCCUCCGGACGAGGCGGCUCUCCGAACAGGAGGUGAAAUAUUUCCAGUUCCCGGGAGAGCUCUUGAUGCGGAUGUUGAAAAUGCUCAUUCUCCCUCUGGUCGUUUCCAGUUUGAUGUCGGGACUGGCGGCGUUGGACGCCAAGGCCUCCAGUCGUCUGGGCAUCAUCACCAUCUCCUACUACCUGUGGACCACGUUCGUGGCGGUGGUGGAGGGCAUCAUCCUGGUGUCCAUUAUCCACCCUGGGGGUGCUGCCCAGAAGGAGAGCACAGCGGACAGCGGCAGACCCAUCAUGAGCUCUGCCGACGCGCUUCUCGAUCUCAUCCGCAACAUGUUUCCAGCAAACCUGGUUGAAGCCACCUUUCAGCAGUACCGGACGAAGAUCAUCCCAAUCAUGAAGUCCCCGAAGGCAGCGGCGCUCACUGAGACCACGACUCGCCGCCUCGUCAUCUACGGGAUCCAGGGCGACAACGGGAUGGACAUCCAGAACUUCUCCCUGGACCUCACCCCCCCUCCCGAGAUCAUCUUCCGCUCCCUGCCCGGGAGCAGCGACGGCAUGAACGUGCUGGGGAUCGUCAUCUUCUCCGCUACCAUGGGUAUAAUGUUGGGAAGGAUGGGAUCCAAUGGCAGUCCCCUGGUCAACUUCUGUCAAAGCUUGAACGAAGCCGUGCUGAAGAUUGUCGCGGUAGCUACCUGCUACUUCCCCUUUGGCAUCGUGUUCCUGAUCGCUGGUAAGAUCCUUGAGAUGGACGACCCCACGGCUAUUGGUAAGAAGCUGGGUUUCUACGCCAUCACUGUGGUGCUGGGGCUGGUCUUGCAUGGCCUCUUCAUCCUGCCCAGCAUGUACUUCUUCAUCACCAAGAAGAACCCCAUCGUCUUCAUCAGGGGCAUUCUCCAGGCCUUGCUCAUCGCGCUGGCCACGUCAUCCAGCUCCGCCACGCUGCCUAUCACCUUCAAGUGCCUGCUGGAGAACAACCACAUCGACAGGCGCAUCAUCCGCUUUGUGCUGCCCGUCGGAGCCACCAUCAACAUGGACGGCACGGCGCUGUACGAGGCCGUGGCCGCCAUCUUCAUUGCACAGGUCAACAACUACGAGCUCGACUUCGGGCAGAUCAUCACCAUCAGUAUCACAGCAACGGCUGCAAGUAUUGGAGCUGCUGGCAUUCCUCAGGCCGGCCUGGUUACAAUGGUGAUCGUGUUAACAUCGGUCGGCUUACCGACUGAUGACAUCACUCUGAUUAUCGCCGUGGAUUGGGCGUUGGACAGGUUCAGGACCAUGAUCAAUGUGAUGGGGGACGCCCUGGCCACCGGGAUCAUGGCUCAUGUCUUCAGGAGAGAAUUCACCAAGAAGCCCUGUGAUGAGGUAGGAAGGAAGACCAUGUCUGUGUUGCCAUCUCAUGGAGAUGUGCAAUUUGAUUUUUUAGUUCAAGGAUGUGAAUUGCGCUGGGUUCUGAUUCACUGUCAAGCAAGUUUCUUUCAGUGCUCUGUUUGCUAUUUCCAUCAGGGCACAUUAUGUUCAGGUACCUUAAAUGUUGCUCAGUGGGGUGUGUUAAUACCUCAACAUGUGAAACAUAUUACUUAUUCACUGCCAAGGAAGAAAGAAAGUUGUUGCAGCGAAGCUCUUGUCCUGCCUGCCUGUCUUCCCUCUCUGUUCUCAGGUCCCUCUGAUCUGCGAGACCAAGCCCAUGAUCAGCAUCCAGCAGCUGAUGGCGUACCAGAAGAACGGCUGCUCCAACCCCCCGCUGGGAGGAAAGCCUCCGCUCCCCGAGGACAUUGCCGCCGACGUGGCCCGGAUCAUGCAGCUGGAGGAAGGGGUCUGGCCCGAGAAGAACAAGGAUCAGCCGGAGAAGCACAGAGACAAGGACCACUGCUCCAUUGACAUGAACGGCCUUGAGACGAAUGUAUAAACAGACGGGAGCGAGUGGGGCGGGGCGUGAGACAGCGAGGGAGAAUGACCCACGAGGGCGGGGUCUUUCUUCACAGUGGUGCACACUGGGAUGUGAUUGCACUGCUUUGUUUGGGAGUGUGUGUGCGUGUGCGUGUGCGUGUGUGAUGAAACAUGUGUUUGUGUGUGGCACACCAGCACAUGGAGCUUAAACACAGCUACAGGGGCGAGCCAAAAGCAGCAGACUCACCAAGCAUGUGAUUUAAGCCACUGCCAUUGCCGCUAGCAACCAGACUUUCCAUGGCCCAUCCCCUCAUGCCAGAAGACAGCUAUGAUGUCACAGGGUGUUCACAAAUACCCACUGCUGCUCUUGCGGGACAUGUCUGAUGCAGUGUAUGUGCGUGAGUGUGUGUAUGUUGAAAAUCAACCUUUUGCAGACAAGCCAUACUGGACUAUACUCAACAAACUGCCUGUUCUUUUAUUAUUAUUAUUAUUAUUAUUAUUAUUAUUAUUAUUAUUAUUAUUAGUAGUAGUAGUAGUAGUAGUAGUAUUUGUUUUUUUGGGACUCAAAGCACAAGACAAGCAUGCAGGCUCCCGUGCCGAAGACACCACGAGGCUGCAGCGGUGUACCAAGCAACUGCAUAACCGUUUGUGGCCUCGAUGUGUAUUAUUCAUGUUCAGUGUACUCCAUUCACAAUACCUUUCCUUCCAUCCGCCUGCUUGUCAGUGUCUCCUGCGUCAAUAUAUCCUGUCUACGGCCAUGCCCGCCUCUAGCAGAAGCUGUAUCCUUGCUGUUGGUGUUUGAACUCAAAGUCAUUUCCAGGACCAGUUUAAAGAAACGGGUCAAAAGCGAUAAGCAAGAGUACAGCAGAACCCCUACCAGACAUACAGCAUAGUAGCAGCAACAGCACAGCAAAUGGGCACAGAAAAGUGACCCACAACAGAUGCUGCAAGAAAAGCCAAGUCUAAUAUUAACAUGGAGUAAAUAACAGUGACUCUCCUGUAGGAAAUUAGAAUAUAUAUAUAUUGAAGCAAGUGCAAAGGCACAGGUAGAGUUCAGAGGGUAAUAAACUAGGUAGAAGUGACCAUGAGGAGCGCAGUUCAUUCUGCUGAGUUUAUUGCUGGUUUAUUAUGUUGUAUUGCCUUUGCGCUAGAUACAGAGCCCUGGAUAUUACUAUUGAAAUGGGAUGUAGAAACGUUCAUCA